GCUUGAGCCACAUGCUCACCAUACCAACACCAUACAAACAUUAUUCCCAUGCUAGGGGGUUAGGAAGUGAUAUUAUGAAGUGAGUUAACGUCAACAAAAUAGUUAAAAUGAGUGGAUCACAGGAGCAGUUGAUAGAAUUAAGCGAAAUGCGGCUGAAGUCCCCAGUGAGAACUAAAAUAAAAAGAAACAACAAAGUCGCUCAAAGUUGCUCGAAUUCAAUCUGCUCUACCAGCGACGAGUCUAACAUCAUCAGCGUUUUUUCUGCAACAGAGCACACUCAUUCAACUAAAGGAAAUGAACUGCAUGAAUCAUCGAUAUCUUUGACAGACAGUGUCUUUGUAAAACCCGGAUCUAGCGAAAAUAAGAAGCAGGACAGCGGGCAAUACUAUAGACAGAAACUAUCGGAACACUUGAAUAGAAUAAGACAAAAAGCCAGCGGCUCGGCCAAUCCGCAACCAUUGAAAAGUAUCAAAUCCGAGGAGGUUGAUACACCAAGAAGUGAAGAACUAGCUGGAUUAAGAAGUAGACUGCAUGUUGAUGCGACAUCGUCCACCGAUGGACGCCGUGCAUUUUUUGCAUUCAACAAUGAAGAACAGAAAGAAUCCCCGCAGGACUACGAUAAAAACGUCUACUACAUGUCAGCAGAAUGGUUGGACUUCGUCCUACAGUCUACCGAAAAGGAAUGGUUUUUUCAACCUACAAGGCAACCUCUAGAAAUCAGUACAAAGCAAGGAAUCGUAGAUCCGCCAAUGCUAGACGAUCAAGAUAUCUUCAAAAUCAAUUUAGAUAAAAAAGUACGGAUAAGAAAUAUAAUAGAACAAAGAUUGUUGGCAGAUGGCGACAGGCGAUGGUUUGAUACAAAUGGAGAGUUAUUCUUUCUAAAUGCUAUGUUCAAAACUGACGCUUUUCUACCCAAAGACAUACCAAUAGACUACACUUUAACCAUCUAUAAACCACCAUAUUUACAACAGGAAUUUGAAGAAGUGCGAAUCAUCAAAGAUCAAAUUUUAAAUUUGUAUCUGUCUGAGUUGAAAUUCUCAUUUCACCCUCUGUUCAGUUGUGAACAUUUGUUUGCUGAACAGCUACGGCAUAUAUGUGAUGAAUAUAGCAAAUCUAAGACCAAAGAGAUUAAAAAACAACUGGAUGCACUCAGAAAUGAUAAAGAAUCCAAAGAAGAAGAUAAAGCAGCUUCAGAAGACAGUGAAGAUACGGAGAAGCGUAACCUAACCAGAGAAAUUAAAAAGUUGCGUACACAGUAUUUUCGAGACUUAGAAAAAGAACGAAUUUACCUCAAAACGAUCCUAGAAGUAUGGAAACAAAUAAAAACUAUAAGAGAACAACAGGGAUACUCUAACACAGAUAUACAUUUGAAAAUACUGAAAAAGCCUGUUGACCUAGAAGCAGAUGCUGAAGCAUAUGAUACAGAGUUUGAGCUAACCCUUAAGGAAAUAAUAGAUGAGCAUAAAGCUAAAGAAGCAAAGGACACAGACACAGAAUCGAUAGCUUCGUCCGUAAAAACUGACGAAGAUAAGUUGAAACAAAAGCUGACUAAGCGUUUCAAGAAAUGUAUGAGGCAGCCUGGAGAACCUGUCGUGUCAUUUGUGUUGUCAAAGCAGCACCAGGUUACUGAAGAAGUAGCGAACUUUAAAGAGAAAGCAAGGAUAGACGCAGUAGCUUCAACCAAAUUGUAUCUAAGAAUACUAUGCAAAAAUAUUGAAGCCUGCAAAACACCACUUUUCAACCUAAGUGAUGACUUUAUCGUGGAUAUAAAUGAAACGUUUUCUUUGCAGCUGGUGGACGUGCCACAAUAUUUGAUAGUUGAGGUGAUAGAACAACCCAAAGCAUUACAGAAAAAGAAAGUCUGUGAACUGCAAGUUAACAUACCACCUUCAAACUCUAAUGGCUACGUUUUGGAAAAAUUAUAUUUCGAGAAAGACGAAAUCAUUCACUAUAAGCAUGAAGGACUUGGUAGUGGAAUAGACAUUAAAACUGCGGCUGAAAGAAUGAAGCUGAAAAUUUUAAAUUUGGAAAAUUAUGAAUUGAAGACAUCCGGCGCGUUGACAUACUCAAUAAAAUGGGAGAAAUUGUAUGAAGCGACAAAGGAGUUUAGUUAUGAAGAUAAAUUCAGGCUUGUCAAUGAUGUAGUUGAUAAAAAUAGCGGAUUAAAUAUUCCAAAGUUAAAAGAGCUUGCAGAACAUGAAACGAACGAGGAAAAUAAGAAAACUUAUUUAGACUUCAUCGAACAUUCUAAAAAUGAAGUUGCAAGGUUAAACACUUGCGAGGAACUACAAUUUUGUGAAAUAUCCAAAAUAGAACAAAACAUACGUUUUACGCUUCUAAGACUCAGAGACAAGAAAGAAAUCGAAUUUGAUGGAAUCUUAGUGCCAAACAGAGUCAAAGAAAUCCCCUUCAACAUACUAGCAGACUAUAAGAGAAGGAAAGCAGCCGAAGAGAAAGGAUAUUUAUCAGAUGAAUAUGAGUACGAGGAUGAGUUUGAAUCCCAAAGAAAAUACGGGAAAAAGUAUUUGAAACAAGUUUAUACCAAAGUUUUCCAGCGAUGCAAAAACACAGAAAAUAAUCUGGAGUAUAAAAGUGUCGUCAAUGAAAAAUUUCUCAUACAUUUUCAGUUUCUCAUAAAAAUUAUACUAAAGAAGGCAAUCAACUGGCUGAAAUGGCGACCAACAAUCAGCAAUCCACUGCCAACGUUGGUCAAGCCAACAGCUAAAGAAAAAUAUCAAACUAGAAUCGUUGACAAUGUCCAUAUUACUAUACAUGUAUUGAACGGCAAAAAUUUACCAAGUAGGAAUAAGUAUACGUUCAACACCGAUGGAAAAACCGAAAAUGAAUUGAGGCCAUUUGUGAGGAUCAACUAUAAAAAUGUAUGGAUCAGGAGCACCGCUAGUAAAGGAAGCAAUCCCGUGUGGAAUGAGACAUUGAAUCUACCUUUAGAGUCAUUUCACACAGACUACCAAAAUCCAAACUCGCUGAAUUGUAACAUAUCAAUCGACAUAUUUGAUGAGAGUAACUAUGAAAUGAAACAAAGACACAGAAAACGUUACAACUGGCUUGGAGGUGUUGAAAUUCCGAUUUCUUCUAUAUGUGAUUCCGAAAUCGCUAUGCAAGGAUUAUUCAAAGUUAGGCUACCUCAUAUUCUAUUGGGAUAUCAAACUGAAGAAGAGAAAUUCAAGACGAAAUCUCCCAAAACAAGUAACACGCAGUCUCACCAGGCUUACCUGCAGCUAGACAUAUCGAUAUCUCCAGCUGUUCCAAAACUUUCUCCAAAUAUGGAAGACCUACCUUGCGGAGAUCUCCCUUACAUAAAAGAACACAUUUUAAAGUGGAGUAACAGUUAUAACUACAGCUUUCGUUCAAGAAGCUUUUCAGCAAUGGUGAUAGACAUCCAGUGUAAAACUUUAUGUGCCACCCGGUACAUUGGAGUGGUGGAACCACCUCAAAUUAAUCAAGAAGAGUUUGAUCUCACCCCAGAGCAGUGUUUGAGAUAUGUUUCUUUGGUGCCAUUCACGGAGUACAAUCAUUUUUUUAACAACAUCUGGCUUUCGACCAAACAACUUUUACAACUACUGAUCGGCUCUACCAUAGACCACGCUAUAGCACUGACAUGCUAUCUGCUAGCUCUAAAAAUGGAAGCUUGGCUUUUGCUGGCCUACGGCAUACCACAUGGUAAAACGGCGUACGUUUUGGUUAAAGAAUACAGUGGACAAACUGAUAUUCCAAGAUAUUACGUGCUGGAUGUGGUUAACGCUGAAAAAUAUUACGUCGACGACCCGUACUGCCCUGUACAGAAAGUGUAUUGUCUGGUUAAUGGUGAAAACAUAUGGGCGAAUAUUCAAAAAACUGACGACAUUGCUGUAACCAACUUCAACCUAAACCGAAAAUCUGAUUGGCAACAACUGUUCAGCAAAGAUCACGUGGCACCAGCUAAAUUAUCAUGUCACGUGGCAUACAAAGUGAAAAAUGACACCAAACAACUGGAAAUGCAACUGGAGAGAAAAAUCAAGCGACAAAUCACCAAACUAAGACAACUCAACAGAACAGUUUGGAAUAAACACAUUUCGGACAUUUUUAAGCAUACUCUCAAAUCCUUAGAGAUGAAUUGCAUGUAUAAUAAAAAUUUUCACGAAACUAUUUCAGAUUUACAUAGGAAAAUAUCCGCAUAUAAGGUGUAUGGCUAUGCUAUCAAUAUACCAUUCACAAGUAUAUUGGACAUUGUCAAAAGGAUCAAAUCAAUGGACAUGCAUCUUCAGGAUGGCGAUAAUGAAUUUGCCCUCGCAGUAUACUUGCAUUCCUUUUCAGGUGGCAUACUAUCUGUAUGGAUACUUUUUGGAAUUGUUGAUGAAGUUAAUGAGACUGUAGUUUGAACUGAUUUUUAAUAAAAUAAUACUGUUGGAA
This is a messenger RNA of Acanthoscelides obtectus, 4410 nucleotides long. The record is from the annotation of a GenBank genome assembly. NCBI's taxonomy places the organism in Eukaryota, Metazoa, Arthropoda, Insecta, Coleoptera, Chrysomelidae.